AUGUAUGUAGAUGUAGAUGUAGAAAUAUAUGGUGGUAUGGAUAAGCCCAGCCUGAUACAGCAAACAGUUGGAGUGUUGCAAGAUGACCCACUGAGCCCCUUACUCUUCAUCUUAGCUACAUCAGACAUCAUUGAGACAAUAAAACCCGAAAAUGUAAAUCUACUCACGUUUGCAGACGACAUGGCAUUAACCUCAGCUUCUGAGGAUGAUCUGCAGAAAACCUUCAACCAGUUAGUGUUCUGGGCACGAAAAAGCGGCCUAUCCUUGAAUGAAGAGGAAACAGUCUCCGUGACCUUCAGAAGAAGAGGAAGACGAGGCACUUUCUAUGUUGGAGAGACACCACUAAAGUCAAUCGCCAGUUUUACGUACCUAGGAGUUACGCUUCAGUCACAAGGAGCAGUAUUCACACGCUACAUAAACUGCAGAGGCAGCUCAAACUCUCCCUGGAAACAGCCCUACGACUGUUUGAACUCAAAGUUGAACUUGUUGCAAUUUAUGGACUGGAAAACACAUGAAUUCAUCUGA
This is a messenger RNA of Schistocerca piceifrons (Central American locust), 525 nucleotides long. RefSeq lists its product as uncharacterized. The coding region runs from base 1 to 525 and encodes 174 amino acids. The transcript has a single exon. The record is from RefSeq and is a predicted model, not a curated record. Lineage: Eukaryota; Metazoa; Arthropoda; Insecta; Orthoptera; Acrididae.